Messenger RNA from Lactuca saligna, 768 nucleotides. The record is from the annotation of a GenBank genome assembly. Lineage: Eukaryota; Viridiplantae; Streptophyta; Magnoliopsida; Asterales; Asteraceae.
AUGGAAGAUGUUUGGGAUUUUGAUACUAUUGAUGUUGAAAUAGACAAGGAUUUGAAGAAGCAAACCAAGAGAUACAAUGAUGCGUUCUUGAACAACUUGUGUCCUGACAUAGCUGGUGAAGAAGAUCAAUUUGACUUAAUGCGAGAAGGAAGUGGGUCUGAUGAAGAAGUAUCAAGUGAAAGCAACCAAGAUUCUAAGCAUGAGUUCGAGUACAGCACCCACGAUCCAACGGUUAAAUGGAACAAGAUGAGACCAUUUCUGGGAGAGAGGUAUGAAUCACCCCAUCAACUAAAGUUAUGUUUAACUAACCAUGCUAUUCAUACUGGUUAUAAGAUAAAGUUCAAGAAAUGUGACAGUCUUAGGCUAGUUGCUGUAUGUGCUAGUGAUCCACAAAAAUUUCAAUGUCCAUUUAAUGUUAGGGCUUCGUGGAUGAACACUGAGAGGUCGUUUCAAAUUAAGAAACUUGUUGACAAACAUAAGUGUGUUAGGAAUUACAGAAAUACCAACCUUAUGGGUCCAACAUGGUUAGGAAACAAGUUUCUGAAAGAACUGAUUAGGAAGCCCAAUUUGAAGUGUAAGGAAAUGCAGGUAAUUAUCCAAAGUAGAUUCCACUGCAAUGUGUCCUGGUCAAAGUGCUAUAGAGCAAAGUGUAGGGCCAUGUCUUUGAUACAAGGGAGAUUGAGUGACCACUACGCUAAAGUAUGGGAUUUUGGUGGUGAGCUGUUGAGAUCAAAUCCAGGUCCUGGUAUGUUCAUCCUAGUGGUGUAA